UGGCCUUUCUGGUCUUUUCCUCUCUGACUUUUCUGGCUUAUGGAUCACCAUUGCAGGUGAUGUCUGCCCCCAACUUGUUGCGGGUAGGAACGCCAGAAAACAUCUUUGUGGAGUGUCAAGACUGCACUGAUGAUAAUAACAUCACGGUCGAAAUCACCGUAAUGACUUAUCCAACCAAAUCCAAAAGGCUGGCAUCCACAUCUGUUAUUCUUACCAGUGCAAAUAAAUUCCAGGACUUUGGACAAAUAAAGAUCCCUGCUGUUGGCUUCAGUAAGGAGCCCAACGUGAACCAGUACGUGUACCUGAAAGCUCAGUUCCCUGAUGUUGAACUGGAGAAACUUGUCUUAGUGUCCUUCCAGUCUGGGUACAUCUUCAUCCAGACCGACAAGACCCUCUACACCCCCAACAGCAAAGUUAAUUACAGGAUGUUUGGAGUGACGCCCAGCAUGGAGCCUGUGGAGAGGGAUAAUGAAACUCAGACAGAUGCUUCUAUUGCCAUUGAGAUUGUGACCCCUGAAGGUAUGAUUUUACCACUUGAUCCAGUCUCCCUAACAUCAGGCAUACACUCUGGACAUUACAAACUCACUGAAAUUGUCAACAUUCUUGUGUGUGUGUGUGUGUGUGUGUGUGUGUGUAGUAUCGGACUGUGGAAGGUGGUGGCCAGGUUCCACAGCAACCCACAGCUGAGCUACUCUGCAGAGUUUGAGGUUAAAGAAUAUGUGCUGCCCAGUUUUGAGGUUAAGCUGACGCUUGAGAGCCCCUUCUUCUACGUGGACAGUCAAGAGUUCACCGUUAGCAUCAAAGCUACAUAUCUGUUUGGUGAAGAGGUGGAUGGUACAGCCUACGGGGUAUUUGGGGUUAUGCAUGAAGGUCACAAAAAGAGCCUUCCCAGCUCUCUUCAAAGAGUGCAGAUCAUGAGCGGUAAAGGGGAGGUCAAACUGAAGAAAGAGCACAUCAUACAGACCUUCCAAAACAUCUCUGACCUGGAGGGGAGUUCCUUAUUUGUAGCUGUCGGUGUGCUGACGGAGACUGGUAAGAGACAGUGUUUGCCUGCUUAACGAUUCCGCUUAUUGGUUCCGCUCGUUGCAAAUGCGUCAUGACGUCACACACGCGCUGCGUUGUUUUGGGAGAUGAUAAAGACUCUCAACCCAAAAUACAAUGCCCCAAACAGAGACAGUUUAACAAAUUAUCUGAUUCCUGCUUGGUAUGGGGUUGAAAAGAGCAAUCUGAUCACAGACCUGAAACAUGUCACACAUGCAGCCAUCACAGCAGAUAGUUGGACUAGUUUCAGUCAAGACCACUACCUCACCGUAACAUUGCACUAUGUCAGGGAAGGCCAGAGUAUAGAAAAAGUCCUCAAAACCAAAGCAGUGUACAAAGCUCAAACAGGGACAGCUGUGGCCAAGGAGAUUGAGGGGAUCCUGGAGGAGUUUGGAGUGAAAGAGAAGGUGGUGGCAGCAACUGUGGAUAACACAGCAAACAUGGAUGUAGCUGUGAAAAAGCUAAACAUCAUCAAGUUUCCAUGUUUUGCGCACCCACUUAACCUUGGAGCUCAGAAGCUACUGGCCAGAAUGGGCAAUGAGGACCUCAGGAAAGCAAAGGAGUUUGUGCUGCUGAUAAGGAUGCAUUACACAUCCACACUUGCCGUCUCCAGCGAAAAAAGUCCAACCUGUGGCCAGAUAUUGCCCAUCCUUCAGAAACUGCGCAAACAUUACACAGUGCAGGCAGACGACUCUGCAUUCGUCAGGAGCGUCAAGGAAAACAUCUGGAAUGAUCUUUUCAAACGUUACCAGUGGCAGAUUGAAGUUGUAAACCCUGAUGGCACUCCAGCACAAAAUGUCAGAGUGGUAGUGCAUCCGGGUGAGGUGCGGGGCACCACUUCAGUCAAUGGCAUGGCAAGGCUUUCCAUCAAUACAGAAGAAAAUCCUACACCAAUGAUAGUCACAGCAAAGACCGAUGUUAACGGUAUUACAUCUGAAAGGCAAGCAUCAGCCAACAUGACAGCUCUCCCAUAUAGCACGACAAGCAACAGUUACAUCCACAUAGGUGUGGAUACAGCUGAAGUGACGUUAGGAGAAAACAUGAAAAUCAGCCUCAACCUCAACAGGCAGGAAACUACACAACAUGACAUCACAUACCUGAUUUUGAGCAGAGGUAAGCUGGUGAAAUAUGGCCGUUACAGGACAAAAGGUCAAGUACUGAUAUCCAUGAUAGUCAGCAUUACCAAAAACAUGCUGCCAUCAUUCCGCAUCUUAGCCUACUACCAUACAAAUGACAAUGAAGUGGUAUCAGACUCUGUGUGGGUGGAUGUCAAGGACUCCUGCAUGGGCUCGUUGAAGCUGGAAGCAUCAACACGUUCUUCAUCCUAUGAGCCUCGCAAGAUGUUUGGUCUGAAAGUCACUGGAGAUCCAGAAGCCACAGUGGGUCUGGUGGCAGUUGACAAAGGGGUCUACCUCCUAAAUAACAAGCACCGCCUCAACCAGAAAAAGGUAUGGGACAUGGUGGAGACAUACGACACAGGCUGCACGCCAGGUGGAGGGAAGGACAGUAUGGGUGUGUUCUACGAUGCUGGGCUGUUGUUUGAAUCCAACACUGCUUCUGGGACUCCCUAUAGACUAGAAUUGAAAUGUCCGGCCACCAGUAGGAGGAAACGAACUACUAUAAUGGACGUCACUACCAGCUUAGCAAGUCAAUAUAAAGACCAACUGCAACGUGACUGUUGCCUGGAUGGCAUUAGGAACAUUCCUGUUUCAUACACCUGUGAGAGGCGCAGCGAGUACAUCACAGACGGUGCAGCUUGUGUCGAGGCCUUCCUGCAUUGUUGUAAGGAGAUGGAAAGCCAGCGAGCUGAGAGGAAGGAGGACAACCUCCAACUGGCUCGCAGUGAGGAGGAUGACAGUUACAUGGACACCAAUGAAAUAGUUUCUCGCACCAAGUUUCCUGAAAGUUGGCUGUGGUCAGAUAUCAAACUGCCUUCUUGCCCUCGACAAACACCAAACUGUGACACCACAUCAGUUGUGAAAAAUGUUCCUUUGCAAGAUUCUAUCACAACCUGGCAAUUCACUGCCAUUAGUCUGUCAAGAACUCACGGUAUCUGUGUGGCUGAACCAUUAGAGAUAAUAGUACGGAAGGAUUUUUUCAUUGAACUAAAGCUGCCCUACACUGCUGUCCGUGGAGAGCAAGUAGAAGUUAAAGCAGUACUCUACAACUACAGCCCUGAUCCUGCCAUCGUGCGUGUGGAUCUGAUUGAGGAGGCACAUGUGUGCAGUGCAGCUUCUAAGCGCGCAUUAUACAGACAGGAGGUUAAAGUUGGGUCCAAAACGACACGAUCUGUCCCCUUCAUCAUUAUUCCCACGAGGGAAGGACAAUAUCGCAUUGAGGUCAAAGCAGCUGUUAAAGACUCAAUGCUUAGUGAUGGAAUUAUGAAAAUGCUGCAGGUGGUGCCAGAAGGCAUACUGGUUAAAUUUCCUCAGACUGUAACUCUUCACCCUGCAAAAAUAAGUGAAGAUGGCAAACAAGUAGAAAUGAUCAACAGUAGAAUUCCUAUAAAAGAUUUUGUCCCAAACACACCGACUAGCACACAGAUCUCUGUGACAGGAAGAGAGCAAUCAAAUAAGCUUGAGAAUGACAUUAAAGGGAAAUCAAUGGGUAGUCUGAUCUACCAGCCCUCAGGCGAUGGAGAGGAGAAUAUGAUCCACAUGACCCUGCCUGUCAUUGCAACCACAUAUUUAGACAAAACCAACCUGUGGGAACCUGUGGAAAUUGAGAAACGUAAAGAAGCCCUCCAACACAUCAGCACCGGUUACCAGAAUCAGCUUGCCUACCGUAAAAAUGACGGGUCUUUUGCUGCUUAUAAAAAUCAUCACAGUAGCACCUGGCUGACCGCUUAUGUUGCCAAAGUGUUUGCCAUGGCCAAAAAUCUGGUGGCCGUGCAAAGCAGUGUGAUCUGUGAUGCUGUCAGCUUUCUGAUUCUCAAUGCACAGCAAUCUGACGGCUUGUUUAGAGAAGAUGGAACAUUGUACCAUGUAGAGAUGAUGGGUGACGUGCAAGGCGUAGAUUCAGAUGCCUCCAUGACUGCCUUUUGCCUCAUUGCCAUGCAGGAAUCACGCACGAUUUGUGCUGCCACUAUUAAUAGUCUGCCAGGCAGUAUAGACAAAGCAGUGGCCUACCUGGAGAAGCGUCUGCCCAGCCUCACCAACCCAUACGCUGUUGCCAUGACAUCCUACGCCCUGGCCAAUGAAAACAAACUAAAUCUGGAUAUCCUCUACAAGUUUGCUUCCCCAGAGUUGUCCCAUUGGCAGGUACCUAUGGGACGUGUUUACACACUGGAGGCCACAGCUUACGCUCUUCUGGCUCUGGUCAAGGCCGAGGCCUUUGAAGAAGCCAGACCUGUUGUCAGAUGGUUCAACAAACAACGGAGAGUGAAUGGAGGCUAUGAAUCAACUCAGGCCACCAUAAUGGUGUACGAGGCUAUUGCUGAGUACUGGGUUACUCCUAAAGAAAAAGAGUAUGAUCUGGAUGUGGACAUCUUGUUGCCAGGCAGGUCAAAGCCUGACAAGUACAACUUUAACAUUGAAAAUCACUUUACCACGAGAACAUCUAAAAUCAAUGAUAUAAAUCAGGAUGUUAAAGUGACUGCCACAGGCACAGGAGAAGCAACAGUGACAAUGGUGUCGCUGUAUUACGCUCUGCCUAAAGAAAAGGACUGUCAGAGGUUUAACAUGUCAGUGCAGCUCAUCCCAGAGAAAAUGGAUGAGGAUGAGAAGAUAUAUAAGCUGAGAAUAGAGGUUUUGUAUAAGGACAAGGAGCGUGACGCAACCAUGACAGUGUUGGAUAUUGGCCUAUUAACUGGCUUCACCGUUAACACAAAUGACCUGAGCUUAUUGUCCAAAGGACGUGCCCGUACUAUUUCAAAAUAUAACAUGAAGACUGUCGAGUCAGAAAGAGGCUCACUCAUGAUCUACCUGGACAAGGUGUCUCACACACGACCAGAGGAGAUCAUGUUUAGGAUGCAUCAGAAGCUGAAAGUGGGCGUCUUACAACCAGCUGCCGUGUCUGUCUAUGAACCCAACCAUCAACACACAACACCUUGUGUGAAGUUCUACCAUCCAGAGAGGAGAUCUGGACAGCUUCUGCGGCUCUGUAGAAAUGAUGUAUGCGCAUGUGCUGAAGAGAACUGCAGUAUGCAGAAGAAGGGCAACAUCAGUAAUGAUGAGCGCACUGCUAAGACCUGUGAGACUCAAGUGAACAGCAAAAUAGAUUUUGUGUACAAAGUGAGACUACAAGAGUUUACAGAUGGUUUGUCCACUGACAUUUACAAAGUGCGCGUAAUGGAAGUCAUCAAAGAAGGAAAUGAUGAUGUGGGUCCUGUGGGUAAGCUGCGCAUAUUCCUCAGUUAUCCACACUGCAGAGAAGCUUUAGAUCUGAGAAGAGGCAACACGUACCUUAUCAUGGGCACAUCCAGAGAUAUUUACAGUGACGAACAGAGUCAAUCGUAUCAGUAUGUCCUCGGUGAGAGAACCUGGAUCGAGUACUGGCCCUCAGAAGCAGAGUGUCAAACUCAGAAACACACUGCUGCCUGUUCGGGCAUUAAGGAGAUGGCCCAGCGAUACAAACUCAAAGGAUGUCAGCAAGCCACUAUAAUGGUGUACCAGGCUGUAUCUGAGUACUGGGCCAAUGCUAAAGAACCAGAGUAUGAUCUGAAUGUGGACAUCUUGUUGCCAGGCAGGUCAAAGCCUGACAAGUACAAUUUCAACAGGGAAAACCACUUUACCACGAGAACAUCUAGAAUGGUGUCGCUGUAUUACGCUCUGCCUAAGGAAAAGGAAAGUGACUGUCAGAGGUUUAACUUGUCAGUGGAGCUCAUUCCAGAGAAAAUGGAUGAAGAUAAAAACAUAUACAAGCUGAAAAUAGAGGUUAUGUCGAAGGAGAAGAAGCACAAUGCAACCAUGUCAAUAUUGGAUAUUGGCUUGUUAACUGGCUUCACCGUUGACACAAAUGACCUGAACUUAUUGUCCAGAGGACGUGCCCGCACCAUUGCAAAAUAUGAGAUGAACACAGUCCUGUCAGAAAGAGGCUCACUAAUCAUCUACCUGGACAAGAUUUCUAACACUCAACCAGAAGAGAUCACUUUUAGGAUCCAUCAGCAGAUGAAAGUGGGCGUCUUACAACCAGCUGCUGUGUCUGUCUAUGAAUACUAUGACCGGAGGUGUUCCCGGCACGUCCAGCUGGGAGGAGGCCACGGGGCAGACCAAGUGGAGAGAUUAUAUCUCAACACUGGCCUGGGAAGAGGAAAGUUGGCCAAUGUGGCCAGGGAAAGGGAAGUUUGGCGUCCUCUGCUGGACUUGCUACCCCCGCGACAAUAA
This is a messenger RNA of Morone saxatilis (striped sea-bass), 6365 nucleotides long. RefSeq names its product complement C3-like. The transcript has 51 exons. NCBI's taxonomy places the organism in Eukaryota, Metazoa, Chordata, Actinopteri, Moronidae. Gene Ontology annotation, molecular function: protein binding; endopeptidase inhibitor activity. The record is from RefSeq and is a predicted model, not a curated record. Gene Ontology annotation, cellular component: extracellular region.